This is a messenger RNA of Caenorhabditis angaria, 7144 nucleotides long. The record is from the annotation of a GenBank genome assembly. Lineage: Eukaryota; Metazoa; Nematoda; Chromadorea; Rhabditida; Rhabditidae.
AUGAAACGAGGGCAUUUGGGGUUGCUGAAACCGAAAAUCGAGCCAAUAGAUGAAGAAGAAGAAGAAGAGGAGCAAGUAUUUACGCGAACUCGACCAAUUCGAGCAGCAGCAGCAGCCGCAGCAAAUUCCUCAGAAAACCCCGAAAAUUCACCGCGUAAACGACAAAAAGCGCGAAGCAGAUCGGUUUCUUCGAGUUUACUCGGAACACUAUUCGAUUGUUGUGUGCUGAAUUUAUCGGAUAAUUGUCGAAAAACUGUCGAAAAUGGGCAUUCGAUUAGCUCCACCGAGGCUUGUUGUAUAUCCUGUUUUCAUCUGUUAUUUCGCGGAAAAGACUACGAAAAUCAGUUUUUUGAGUGGAAAAAGAAGUCGAUUGAUGGACAAUUUGCAGCGAGAAGUGAUCAAUAUGUCAAGAGAUUUAUUAAUGUAAGAAAAUCCGGCUGAAAAAUCGAUAAUUUUUCAUUUCAGAGCCAAUUUUUGCCUUACUAUAUCCGAUGUCAAAAAUGCGAAAAAUACGAGAGAUUGGAGACGACAGAGACUUUGACAGCGAGACAAAUCGCUGAUUAUUGUUGUCCGAAUGGUUGUGAGAGUUUUAUUGAGUGGAGUGUGAGUUUUUUUGACUGGAAAUGCUGAAAAUGUCUUAUUUCAGGCUUAAAAACCUUGAAUCCUUCUUAAAAUUGCUGAAAAUUUUCAGAUUUUCCUCAAAUAAAGUCUGAAAAUUUGGUUCUAGACCUCAAAAAUCUGAAAAUCUCGAAUUUCAUGCUGAAAACCUUUGAAAGUUCCUGGAAGUAUCAGAAUUUCAAUCAAAAUCCUUGAAAAUUCGGAAUUUUCAUGAUUUUUUUGACUAGAAAAAUGAAAAUUUGCUGGAAAUGCGGGUUUUAGUUCAAAUUUUUCCAUUUUUCAGUUAAAAAUUGCUGAAAAUCAGAAAAUUUUAAUAGAAAAGUCUGAAAAUGUAAUUUUAGACCUUAAAAUUCUAAAAAUAUGCUGAAAAACCUUGAAAAUACCUUGAAAAUUGCUGAAAAUUUGAUUCUAGACUUGAAAUAUCAGCAAAACUCUAAUUUCAGCCUAAAAAUAUGAAAAAAAGUCUGAAAAUGUGUUUCUAGACCUCAAAAAUCUGAAAAUCUCGAAUUUCAUGCUGAAAACCCUUGAAAGUUCCUGGAAAUAUCAAAAUUUCAUUUGAAAGCUCUGAAAAUUCGAAAUUUUAAUGAUUUUUUAAUGGAAAAUGUUCAGAAAAACAUGAAAAUAUCACAUUUUUGUGAUUUUCAGUUGAAAAUUACUGAAUAUCGUUGAAUUUGAAUGAAAAAACCUGAAAAUUUGGUUCUAGACUUCAAAAAUCUGAAAAUCUCGAAUUUCAUGCUGAAAACCCUUGAAAGUUCCUGGAAGUAUCAGAAUUUCAGUCAAAAGCCUUGAAAAUUCGGGAUUUUCAUGAUUUUUUGACUAGAAAAAUGGAAAUUUGCUGAAAAUGCUGAUUUUUAGUCAAAAUUCUUAAAACUUGCUAAAAAUAGCCUGAAAAUUCGAAGAAAAAUCUGAAAAAAUCAAAUAUUUGGCUAAAACCCCUCAUUUUUCCCCAAAACCUGAAAAAUCCCCCAUUUUUUCACAGGCCAUAUCUCAAAUCCGCUCCGACGCCAAAUGGUAUCAAAAAAACAACGGCUACCCGCCAUUACUCCAAAAUUCCGUGGCUCACGCACUCCUGGCUCAAAACUACGUGACAAGAAGUGCGGGAUUCGAUGUGACGUGUCAAAUGUCACCAGAUCUCCUAAAAACUCCGCGAAAAUGCGCGAAAAAUGUGAUGAAUAUGUUCUAUGUUCCCUACACUGAUGUGAUUGCAAAUAUUGUUCAUCCGGAAUUUAUGGAAGCCGAUGAAAAACUCGCAUUCUCACAAUUUGCUGAUGAAAAUGAGGCGGUGGAUAAAAAAUCGAUAUAUUAUUUACAAGUCAGAAAUACAAUUAUUGCCAUGUGGAUUUUGAAUCCGUUUGAAGAAAUUACGGAGAAAAUGGUUGAGAUGCAAAUUAUUGUUAGAGGACAUGCAAGGAUUUUUAUUUUGGAAUAUUUAAUUGGAAGGGUUUUGCGAUUUUUGACGGUGAAAGGAGUUGUUAAUUAUGGAGCUUUUGAUUUUCGAUUGAAGAAUUUGGAUUUGAAACCGAUGGUGGGUUUUUUUAAAUUUUGAUCCCUGAAAAAAUUGCUGAAAAUUCAAUUCUAGACCUCAAAAUUCUAAAAAUAGGCUGAAAAACCUUGGGAAUACCUUAAAAAUUGCUGAAAAUGUGAUUCUAGACCUCAAAAAUCUGAAAAAUGCUGAAAAUUCAAUUCUAGACCUCAAAAUUCUAAAAAUAGGCUGAAAAACCUUUAAAAUUGCUGAAAAUUCAAUUCUAGACCUCAAAAAUCUGAAAAAUGCUGAAAACCUUUGAAAAUACCUUGAAAAUUGCUGAAAAUUUGAUUCUAGACCUCAAAAAUCUGAAAAUUGCUGAAAAUUCAAUUAAAGACCUCAAAAUUCUAAAAAUACGCUGAAAAACAUUGAAAAUACCGUUAAAAUUGCUGAAAAUUUGAUUCUAGACCUCAAAAAUCUGAAAUCAGGCUGAAAAACCUUGGAAAUGCCUUAAAAAUUGCUGAAAAUUUGAUUCUAGAGCUCAAAAAUCUGAAAAAUUGCUGAAAAUUUGGUUCUAGAGCUCAAAAAUCUGAAAAUAAGCUGAAAAACCUUGGAAAUACCUUUGAAAUUGCUGAAAAUUUGAUUUUAGACUUGAAAUAUCAGCAAAACUCUAAUUUCAGCCUGCACAAUAUGAAAAAAGUCUGAAAAUGUGUUUCUAGACCUCGAAAAUCUGAAAAUCUCGAAUUUCAUGCUGAAAACCAUCGAAAGUUCCUGGAAGUAUCAGAAUUUCAUUCAAAAGCUCUGAAAAUUCGAAAUUUUCAUGAUUUUUUGAUGGAAAAUGUUCAGAAAAACAUAAAAAUAUCACAUUUUUGUGAUUUUCAGUUAAAAAUGGCUGAAAAUCGGUAAAUUUUAAUAGAAAAGUCUGAAAGUUUGGUUCUAGACUCGAAAUAUCUGAAAAAAUGCAAUAUUAGGAUGAAAACCCGGGAGGUUAGAGACGCAGAGAGGUCAGACAGCUAGAGUCUACUAGAAGGUUAGAGACGCAGAGAAUUUGGCCGCUGACGCGGAAGCUUGCGGUUUACACUCGCUCCGCUCGAAUUUUGAGUUCUUCUGACGUCCCUCUGCGUCUCUAACACUCUAGUAAUCUCUAGCUGUCUGAUCUCUCUGUGUCUAUAACUUCCCUCUCUGGCUACAAAGUUUUGAUUCGCAGAGAGGGAAAACUACUAGAGCCUUCUAGAGACUGCUGAGCUAGAGACGCAUAGAGAUUAGACGGCCAGAGUAUGUUCUAAAGUCAGAGACGCAGAGGGGCGGGUCAGACAGCUAGAGACUAUCAGAAUGUUAGAGACGCAGAGAGUUGCGAUUCACACUCGCUACGCUCGAGCUAGAGAGGCUGUCUGACCUCUCUGCGUCUCUAACCUUAGAAAAUGCUCUAGCUGUCUGGUUUCUCUAACUCGACUAUAGAUCACGAGAAAGUUAGAGACACCAGACAUCUAGAGUCUUCUAGACUCUAACAGAAGGUUAGAGACGCAGACAUCAGUCUUCUUCUUCCAGAAAGUCGCCAUAAUCGGAGCCGGUUUGUCGGGAAUCAGCGCCGCCCGUCACCUCCAACACCUUGGCAUCGAUCCAAUAAUUUUCGAGGCUCAAAAUCGAUGUGGCGGCCGAAUGAACGACGAUAAAACAUUGGGAGUCGCUGUUGGAAGAGGUGCCCAGAUUAUUGUCGGAAAUAUCAAUAAUCCCAUCACGUUGCUCUGUGAGCAGGUGAGAUUUUUUGGGCGGGAAAUUUGAAGCCACGCCCACUUUUCUAUGCGGCAGCCAAAAAUUCUGCAUUUUUUGACACCAAACACGGUGUAUUUUGAAGUUAAUCUGAGCAAUGCUGAGAAAUCCUCUAAUUUUUAAGUUAAUCUGAGCAAACCUCUAAUUUUCAAAUUAAUCUGAGCAAUCCUCUAAUUUCAAGUUAAUCUGAGCAAUGCUAAAAAUCCUAUAAUUUCAAGUUAACCUGAGCAAUCCUCUAAUUUUCAAGUUAAUAUGAGCAAUCCUGAGAAAUCCUCUAAUUUUCAAGUUAAUCUGAGCAAUGCUGAAAAAUCCUCUGAUUUUCAAGUUAACCUGAGCAAUCCUGAGAAAUCCUCUAUUUUUCAAGUUAACCUGAGCAAUCCUCUAAUUUUCAAGUUAAUCUGAGCAAUCCUCUAAUUUUCGAGUUAAUCUGAGCAAUCCUCUAAUUUUCAAGUUAACCUGAGCAAUGCUGAGAAAUCCUCUAAUUUCAAGUUAAUCUGAGAAAUCUUGAAAAAUCCUCUAAUUUUCAAGUUAACCUGAGCAAUCCUGAAAAAUCCUCUAAUUUUCAAGUUAAUCUGAGCAAUCCUGGAAAAUCCCUAAAUUUUUCAAAAACUACGAAGCUCCGCAAUAACGCAGUACCAUUUUUGGCACCAAAAAUCAGAAAUUCAAAUUUUUAUGUGUCCUGGGCAUGUUUGGUGUCAAAAAAUGCAGAAUUUCCCCAGGGGGCACAGAAAAAUGGGCGGAGCUUCAGAAUACACCGUGUUUGGUGUCAAAAAAUGCAGAAUUUCCCAGAGGGCACAGAAAAAGGGGCGUGGCCUCAAAAUAUUCCAUGUUUAGACUAAAAAAAAGCGCGAUUUUUGCAGCUCGACAUCAAAUACCGUAACUCGAACUUCUUCUGUCCAUUAAUCGACGAAACCACCGGAAAAUGCUUCACAAAAUCGCAAAAAAAUCUGGACGAUCAAGUCGAUUUGCACUACAAUUUCGUGCUCGACACAAUCCGCAACAAAUUUUCGACGGAAAAAAACGCGCAAGACAAAUCGCUCGAAGAAAUGUUCGAGGAGAUUUCGAAAAAUCUUCUCGAAGCUGCCAAUUUGAAAGAUCUGCAAAAGAUCAAGGACUUCAGGAAACUCAUCGAUUUUCACCUCGGAAAUCUUGAAUUCUCGUGUGGCGCCAAAGUUGGCCAAUUGUCCGCCAAGGAAUUUGAUCACAAUGAGAAAUAUGGCAAUUUUGCUGGCGAACAUGCCGUGAUUAUCGAUGGAGCGCAAAUGAUCAUCGAGAAAUUGUCGAAAAAUUUGGAAGUUAGGCUAAAUUCGCCUGUCAAGCUGAUCGAUUAUUCGAAAAAGAAGAUUCAGAUUCAUUUGGAGACGGGAGAAGUCGAAGAAUUCGAUAAAGUUAUCGUAACUUGCAGUUUGGCGGUGUUGAAAAUGAAUAUGAUGAAAAUGUUUCAUCCGCCAUUGCCCAAGGAAAAACGCAAAGCUAUUUUGGAUUUGGGAGCUGGUUUGAUUGAAAAAGUGAGAUUUUUGGGCUGAAAAUCGAGUUUUUUGACGAAUUUUGAGCUGAAAUUCGGUAUUUUUAGACAAAAAUUGAUCUGAGCAAUGCUUGAAAAAUUUAAUAAUUUUCGAGUUAAUAUGAGCAAUCCUGAAAAUCCACUAAUUUCAAUAUAAUCUAAAAAGUUCUAAGAAAUGAAGUUUAACAUGAGCAAUCUUCAAAAGUUUGAAAAUUGGAAAUUUUUUUCAGUUUGAUAUGAGCAAUUCUAGAAAAUUAGAGUUUAACAUGAGCAAUAUAAUUUUCCAAAGGAUUUAAUCAUUUUUUCAAAUCUAACAUGAGCAAUCCUCAAAAAUUUCGGGAAAAUGAGAGUUUAACAUGAGCAAUCAUCAAAAAUCCGGAUUUUUAAUCGAAAUUUGAUAUGGGUUUUUAAAGGAACAGAUCUAUUUACUGAAUACGGUACUUUAACAUGAGUAAUGCUCAAAAUAUUUCAAUUUAAAGGAACACCCCUCGUAUAGUUUAACAUGAGCAAUGCCUUUUGAAAAUUUCAAUUUAAAGGAACACUCCUCGUAUAGUUUAACAUGAGCAAUGCCUUUCGAAAAUUUCAAUUUAAAGGAACACUAUAGUUUAACAUGAGCAAUGCCUAAAUUGUUACUUUCAGGUCGCCGUCCGUUUUGAUCGUCGUUUCUGGUCAUCAAUCGAUGUUGGCGACAAAAAAACGGAAUAUUUCGGAAAGGUCUCGACACGAAAACAAGACCGUAGUCUCUUCAAUAUUUUCUACGAUUUUACCGGAAAAAAUGGGGCGGGCGAAGAGGAGGAGAGUUUUGUGCUAAUGAGCUAUGUGACGGCGGAACACGUGAAUUUGGUCAACGAAAAAACGGAUGAAGAAGUUGCUGGGAUGUUUGUCGAAUGUUUGAGAAGGAUGUUUCCCAAGGAGGUGAGAUUUGGCGGGUUUUGGGUGAAAUUUCGGGGAAUUUUGAGUGAAUUGUCGAGUUCUGCAGGUAAUUUGGAGCAUUUUGACAUCAAAUUUGAUAGGUUUUUUGAAUUUUGAGCAUUUUUUUGAGUUCUGGAGGUAAUUUGGAGCAUUUUAACAUCAAAUUUGAUAGGUUUUUGAAUUUUUUAGUGAAUUUUUGGAUUUUGGGUGAAAUUUGGGGAAUUUUGACAUCGAAUUUGAUAGGUUUAUGAAUUUUUAGUGAAUUUCUGAGUUCUGGAGGUAAUUUGGAGCAUUUUGACAUCAAAUUCGAUAGGUUUUUGAAUUUUUUGAGUGAAUUUUUGAGUUCUGGAGGGAAUUUGGAGCAUUUUAACAUCAAAUUUGAUAGGUUUUUGAAUUUUGAGUGAAUUUUUGAGUUCUGGAGGGAAUUUGGAGCAUUUUCAUAUGAAAUAUGAGAUUUUUUGAGUUCUGGGGGGAAUUUGGGAAAUUUUGGCGCCAAAAUUUUUCAAAUUUUCUGAAUAAUUUUCGAUUUUUGCACAUUUCUAGGCUAUUUUUCCCUGAAAAACUCGAUUUUUGACUCGAAAACACCGAAUUUUCACCCCAAAACCCUCAAAAUUUCCUUUUCCUCACAGAAAAUCGUGCCACUUGGCCAUAUGGUUUCUCAUUGGGGCGCAGAUCCCUACAUUGGAAUGUCCUACACAUUUGUUCCCUUCAACACCGCCGGCGAUCAGACUUACAAUAAGUUGAAGGAAUCAAUUUCGGAUAAAUUGUUUUUCGCCGGCGAGCACACAAUCGCCUCCGAGCCACAAACUAUGACUGGAGCCUAUAUGUCGGGAUUGAGAGAGGCCGGCAAAGUUGUGCUAAGUGUUUGUCGAAUUUGA